This is a messenger RNA of Cuculus canorus (common cuckoo), 5830 nucleotides long. It is a transcript of the gene RUNX2, whose product is annotated as RUNX family transcription factor 2. Lineage: Eukaryota; Metazoa; Chordata; Aves; Cuculiformes; Cuculidae. The record is from RefSeq and is a predicted model, not a curated record. Gene Ontology annotation, cellular component: nucleus. Gene Ontology annotation, molecular function: ATP binding; DNA-binding transcription factor activity, RNA polymerase II-specific; RNA polymerase II cis-regulatory region sequence-specific DNA binding. Bases 16 to 1437 code for a protein of 473 amino acids. The transcript is spliced from 7 exons. Gene Ontology annotation, biological process: regulation of cell differentiation; neuron differentiation; hemopoiesis.
GAACCGAGCGGGACUAUGGCAUCAAACAGCCUGUUCAGCUCAGUGACACCAUGUCAGCAGAACUUCUUUUGGGAUCCCAGCACCAGCCGGAGGUUCAGCCCCCCCUCCAGCAGCCUGCAGCCCGGCAAGAUGAGCGAGGUCAGCCCGGUGGUGGUAGCCCAGCAGCAGCAGCAGCAGCAGCAGCAGCAGCAGCAAGAAGCCGCCGCCGUGCCCAGGCUGCGCCCCCACGACAACCGCACCAUGGUGGAGAUCAUCGCGGACCACCCCGCCGAGCUGGUCCGCACCGACAGCCCCAACUUCCUCUGCUCCGUGCUGCCCUCGCACUGGCGCUGCAACAAGACCCUCCCGGUGGCAUUCAAGGUGGUGGCCUUAGGAGAAGUGCCUGAUGGGACGGUGGUCACCGUCAUGGCUGGAAAUGAUGAGAACUACUCUGCAGAGCUGCGAAAUGCUUCUGCCGUGAUGAAGAACCAGGUGGCCAGAUUUAAUGACUUACGAUUUGUGGGCAGAAGUGGAAGAGGGAAGAGCUUUACUUUGACAAUAACUGUCCUGACAAAUCCCCCCCAAGUCGCUACAUACCACAGAGCUAUAAAGGUUACAGUGGAUGGGCCAAGGGAGCCAAGAAGGCACAGACAGAAGCUUGAUGACUCUAAACCUAGUUUGUUCUCUGAACGCCUCAGUGAUUUAGGGCGCAUUCCUCAUCCCAGUAUGAGAGUAGGGGUCCCGACCCAGAGCCCACGGCCCUCUCUGAACUCUGCACCAAGUCCUUUUAAUCCACAAGGACAGAGUCAGAUUACAGACCCCAGGCAGGCGCAGUCAUCCCCGCCGUGGUCCUAUGACCAGUCUUACCCAUCCUACUUGAGCCAGAUGACUUCACCGUCCAUUCACUCCACAACUCCCCUGUCCUCCACUCGAGGCACGGGACUUCCAGCCAUCACGGAUGUGCCCAGACGCCUCUCAGGUGCUUCAGAGCUGGGCCCAUUUUCAGAUCCCAGGCAGUUCACAAGCAUUUCAUCCCUCACUGAGAGCCGCUUCUCCAACCCACGAAUGCACUAUCCAGCCACCUUUACCUAUACACCGCCAGUCACCUCAGGCAUGUCACUGGGUAUGUCCGCAACCACUCACUACCACACCUACCUACCACCACCCUACCCUGGCUCUUCCCAAAACCAAAGUGGACCUUUCCAGACCAGCAGCACUCCAUAUCUCUACUAUGGCACUUCGUCAGGAUCAUACCAGUUCCCCAUGGUGCCGGGAGGGGACCGCUCCCCCUCCAGGAUGCUUCCUCCGUGCACCACCACGUCCAACGGCAGCACGCUGUUAAACCCUAACUUGCCCAACCAGAGUGAUGGGGUGGAGGCGGAUGGCAGCCACAGCAGCUCCCCAACCGUCUUGAAUUCUAGUGGCAGAAUGGAUGAGUCCGUUUGGAGGCCGUACUGAGAUUUCUCCUGUAGCCGGCCCGACCUCCGUGAGCCAAAAAAAACCAAACCAAACAAACGGUUGACUACGAAGUGCCUGUUUUUUGUGCUUUUUUUUUUUUCCUUUAAAAGAGAAUAAAUAGAUUUUACCAAUAUGUGCAACUGUGUAGAUGGGAUGAUAACGGCCAUGAGUAACACAAGAGUUACCAACACACCCCAACCUAUAUUUCGGAUUAUGUGGAUGAAAGCACAUAUUUUUAUCUUUUUUUUUUCCUUGGAACAAUUUUACCUUGGUUUAUAUUUAAAAUGUACUUUUUACACACACACAAAAAAUCACCCCCACCUUUAUUUUUCCUUUUUUUGGUCUAAAGUGUUAUAAUAAUUAGCGAGUACUUUUGCCAAUGAGGAGAACGGACUCCCUGGCUGUCAGGAGAAACACGGUGAUGCAAGGCAAAGGCUGCAUUCCCUUUCAUUAGUUCGUUUUCUUUUAAAUAACCUAACCAUGAACUCCAGAUACAGUUGCAGUCAUACAACGUAUGGGACCCUCUUCACACCCUUAGUGCAAUUCAACUGGCUUGUAUUGGUGCACAUAAAAAGGAAAGCAAAGAUCGAGUUGCUUCCAUUUUGCCAUGAUACAUUCAGAUGAAAAUAGCUGUCCAAAAAACACUCUGUCCGAGCCUUGCUGCAGAUAACGGUUGGAACUUCUGUGUGUUCAUUGCUUUUUUGGCUUGUUUUUGGGUAUUAAAUGAGAACAAGUCUUCAAGUUAGGCUAGACGACCCUGGGGUUUCCUUUUUGCUUUUGUAUCCAUUCAUUUUGCCUUCAGUUAGCCAAAAACCAAAAAUAGCAACCAAAACCUUUUAAGAAAAACAAAAAGUAAAAUGUUAUUACUUAUGCAAAAUAUGAAAAUGGCAAUAUAUAUUACUAGAGCCAAAAUUAUAUACAUAGUAUUUGUGUUUGGCUAUGUUCUUUUUUAUUUUUCUUUAAAUUAUAAAUGUGUAAAAUUUGAGGUUGUUUGCUAACGUGAAUCAUGGUAUAACUUUAAAAGAAUAUUUAUAAUUAUUUAAUGACAUUUGGACCCUUUAAACGUUUCUUAAUGUAAUGAUAUAUUGACUUCGGUCUCUAAAAGUGGUUUGUUUUGUUUUGUUUUGUUUUUUUUACUUAUUACAUUUCUGCAGUGGUGUAAACCUCAAACCUUUACCCAACUCUGAAAAGCAGUUCCAGUGUGGACCAGUUUACAAUGCGACUUAAAAACGACAAACCCAACCCAAAUGCAUCCACAUCAAAUGAUUUUGGAUGUAGGAUCUUUUUAUAUAACUUAUGAAGGAAAUAUUGUGUUUAAAAUAUUUUUAUUAGCUGUCUGGUUGCCUUCAACACAGUCUUGCCUUUUAAUCAGUCGUUGUGGAGACACUGGAAAACUGGUAGGAAGGAUGAAAUAUUUUCCACCCUUCCCCUAAUUUCUUCUUCUCCCAGGAUUUUUCUCAGAACUUCAAAAUUUGAAAAUAUUCAUAGUUAAAAUGUUCUGGUUUGACAACAUGAUUUGAAUUUCGACAGUUUGGGGUUUUUUUUUCUGAAAGAAAAAUCAAAAAGAGUUUCAAAGCCCGUAUUUUACAAAUAAUGACUUGUUAAAUAUCUCAGAAAUGGGGUUAAGGGAGAAUUGGUGAAACCUUUUCUCCUCCCUUUGCAAUUUCAGCCCACUUGAUGGAAUAAACAAAGUUCAAAACUUAAGACAGAAGCUGCCUGGUAGCGAAUCACCGCCCGUUAGCAUUAAAUGCUGGAGCCGUAAGGAUGCUGUGUUGACUUGGAAGCCGAUGUGGCUGUUGCCGUAUUAGAGACAAGCACGAGGGCAGCAAUCCUCACCUCUGCAAAUCCUUGAAGAGAAAAAGUCACCUUAAAAGCCACCCUAGGGCUCCCACGUGCAAUACGGGGAGAGCGAAUUGCACCCAGAAUCCUUAACCAACCUGUCUGCCGCCCAAUUAUCCAGCGGAGGGGCCCAAAGUUUGUGGUGGGAGCUGAAUUGCCCCUCCCGUGCUGUCCCCAAGCUUGAUUUAGCAGGGUGUUCGGCACGUGCUGGUGGGGUUUGCCCACGCUCCAUCCUUCCCUGCCUUAUCCACGGCCAACGGCAGCCUCCUCAGGAGCUGCCGGCCACCACGCCUCUCCUUGGCUGUACUUUGGCUGCCCCCAAAGUAUCGCAAUAAGUCAACGGUGGGCAUAGCCGUACCGAGCUGGACAACACCAUCAUCGCUCGUUAAUAGUGAAGCUGUUAAACGAGUUGAUGUUAGCAUGGUCCAUCCCCUCCAAUUUGUGUGAUGACGUGCUCUGAAAAAAAAACUUAAAAGUCUUUGCCUUCUAAAGGUUGUAUACCAAGUAUGCUUAAAGUAUAAAUAAGACACUUUUUUUCUUCUAAUACUUAGUUUUCCUUCAAAGAUGGAAGCUGUAAUUGAUUCUAUUUAUUGUUGGUUUGUGGUAGCUUGAAGCAUACCACUGUCCACUUAUUUGUAACUGUAAAAUACGUUUGUUAGUCUCAGCAGCACUUAAAAAGCCAGUGUCUGGUUACACAUUUCAGUUUUGUUUUUUGUUUAGUAAGCAAGAGAAAAAGAUGUACUGCCAGUGCAAGCUGUUUCCUAUUUAAUAAAAGGUACUAUAUUUGUACAUUAUUUGUUAUUGCUGAGAAGGGCUUUUUAAGGUUUACUGUAUGCAUAUUAAGUAAUUUUUAGGGCGCUUUUGUGUUGAAAUGUUGUUAAGAGUGGCUGCAGGCAGCAACCCAGAUUUGUUGUUUCUUUUUUAAGACUUUGUUGUAAAAUUCAAGCACUUGGUUUUUGUUUCUGGAUAAAUCCAGCACAGAACAGACUUUUGUUUUGCUCAGUACCGACAAGACUCUGUUUAUGUCCCCGUGGUUUUUCAGCUGCACCAUUAGGGACAGACGUUGAAAACGUUUUCUCUGCCCGGUUGAGGUGUGCGUGCCUGACCCGUGCCCCGGCUGCGCGGGCGGGCGUCGUGCUCUGCCUGCUUGAGGUAGGAAGGAAAGGAUUUUCUAAGUACCUACGGAUGGAGGAGCUCCAGCCCGUUGACUUUCAGUAGACCACCGUGCUCCUGAAUCCUUCUGGUGCCUUCAAAAAUCUCUCCAGGUACAUCAGGCUGGCCACGGAGGGAGUUGCACAGGCUGAGGCAGAGAUGCUCAUCAAAGCUUUUGGGAAAUGCUUCCCAGUUCACUUAGAAAUGCUCUUGAAUCAGGUUUUUCAGACCAAAAAAAACCUCAACCGGUGCUAUGUAGUUAAUCAUAUCAGAAGAUUUGACGUUUUGCGAGGUGCUUAGUAUGGACAGAAAGGAGUUUAUUCAAAGGUACGACAGAAAGGAGUUUACUCAAAGGUACGACAGCCCUUCCCUUCGGUGAGUGGCGAUCUUUGGCACCGGUCAUAGAUUUAAAGAUUAAAAAAAAAAAUGGCCUUUUUUUUACUUUCCACCUCUCUUAUCCUACCAAAGAUUUACUUCCAGCACAACAGGCACGAUGUCCCUUUUGCUGAACAAAGGAUUAAGUCUUCCUCUCCCUCCUCCUAAGGGUAGCCAGAUCAGGGUCAGUGGGUUGGGAUGGAUGAGGAAAGCAAAUUGUUUAACCCACAGCAUCAUUCGCGUGGCGUUCAUCAUUCCUUUUAAAAGCCCAGCUGCUGGCUCUUUCUUAGCAUUGAACUUUUUUUUGCCAGCAGUUGCCCGAGCAAAGAUUUAUCCGUUUCCACAGGUAACCAUCUCAAGUGGGGCAAGUUUUGCACUUUGACACUCAGCAGAGCCAAGCUGAGCUCCCGCCGGGCUGUACACAGCCAGCAAGCCAUGAGCAAAAGCAAUAAUUCAAACCUGGAUCAGCCAUGAGCUCAAAGAAGCCCCGUUCUCUGAACCCCUGAAUUUAUCGUUGUUUUUAAAUAGAGUGCAUUUCAUUUUAACAUUUUCUGAGAACUUUUUUAGAUGUUUGUUUACUUCCAUGUUUACAGAUAACUCUUUGCUUUUUUUUUUUAAUGCAGUACUUUUAAGUAUAGCAGCCAAAACCAUACUUUUACAGUAACUUUUGUUUUAGGUAAUAUGAGUGACAUUCCAAUUUUUUUGUUGUUGUUGUUGUUAAAUAAUGCUUUACCAGUCUUGAAUUUCUGCUGGAACAAAAUAUUUGUAGCAUUUUGUGUAAAUACAAGCUUUAAUUUUUUUAUUUUUUCAAACGCUGUCACCCAAGAUUUGCUUUUCAUGCACAUAUUGUACAAACACACUCUGCUUUAUGCCACAGAUGAUGAUUGUGGACCAGUUUACUUCAACUUCAAAGGGACUAUUUGUAUUGUAUGUUGCAACUGUAAAUUGAAUUGUUUGGCAUUUUCUCAUGAUUGUAAUAUUAAUUUGAAGUUUGAAUUUCAUUUUCAAUAAAAUGGCUUUUUUGUUA